Drosophila simulans is the source of this 7509-nucleotide messenger RNA. RefSeq names its product guanine nucleotide-releasing factor 2 (gene C3G). Gene Ontology annotation, molecular function: guanyl-nucleotide exchange factor activity. Gene Ontology annotation, cellular component: plasma membrane. Gene Ontology annotation, biological process: positive regulation of GTPase activity; Ras protein signal transduction. The record is from RefSeq and is a predicted model, not a curated record. NCBI's taxonomy places the organism in Eukaryota, Metazoa, Arthropoda, Insecta, Diptera, Drosophilidae. The coding region runs from base 1139 to 5935 and encodes 1598 amino acids. The transcript has 14 exons.
UUCAGUCGGUCGGUCGUCUUUGGCUUUGCCCGUUUUGCGGAUUUUCAUAGUUCAGUGCGCUUUCCAGUCGACAACGACAACAUCGCGAACGGACUACGACGACGACGACGACAGCAGCAGAGCGCCAGUGUCUAAAUAUAAUCAUCUUUAUUUGUGAUUUAUUUAAUCAACAUCUCACCCAGAGGCCAACCAGAUAGAUAGCCCACUGCGGGGGCGGUGCGCCAACGAGAUGGAUAGAUGGACGGAUUGAUGGAUUGAUGGAUGGUGAAAAAUCAAAGAAAAGAGCGCCAAAUUGCACUUGAAAAGUGAAAGAUAUUGCACCGAAAGUGCAGGCCAAAGUGUUAGCUUAUCGCUUAUCGGCGAUUGAAUCAAUCAGCCCCAGCCUGUUGAUAUUUCAAGUUCAGAAAUGCAAAAGUGGCUGUGCGGCGAAUGGAAAGCCAUUGGGGGAAAAUUGCGGAAAUCGCACUUGAAAUAUACGUAAAGCAAAAGACAAGUGGCUUUGGAAUUGAUUACCUUCAAUUUACCACAAUCGGGCAGGCAGUAAGAAACGGAAAUUAGGGCUUGAUGGCUUUUAAACAUUAAAGAAAAUAAUAUACGGAAAUCACUAUGGCCAAUUGGAGUGAUCUCUGAGCCAAGAUACUUGUAUUACACUCAAACAAAGAGUGUCCAGAACAAUUCUUGCGGUUGCAAAAGGAAGCUAGAAUCGCUAAUCGCUUGCAUUGCCUAUCGGACUAUCGGUCGUCUUGCAAAAGUGAACGAACAUGAUCAGAAAGCAUUUAAAGCAUCUACUUCCUGCUGGCAGAGCACAUCGGAUAUAGCUUUUAUCGGUGCUUAAAACUUUUCCCGAAAACACUGAACAACUGAAAACUGAAAGUGAAAGAAAUAAUCAAUGUAAAACAUGCCGAAACAGAAAAAUGAAUUGAUGUUGUAAUCGACGGCAAUCGCUUAAAUCAACAAACUUAUACGAAACGAUGUUGCUGCUAUCGCUUAUCGCUAUUUGGAGAAAUCAGUUGGGCCAACGUGUGUGUCUUUUGGCCAAGCAUAUUUAAGCCACAACAAAUUGUUGUUAUGCGUGUUGCUGUCGCUGUUGUUGCUGUUGUUAUUGCUGCUGCUGCUGCUGCUGUCAUUAUGCAACAUUAUGCCGCAGUUUGAUGAAUCUUUUUUGAGCGACUGUGCGCUCGCCGACCGCUGGCAUUUCUAUUCGUACACGGUCAAGCAAUUGCCGCCGCAUCCGAGUCCGAAACCGAAUCGGAAUCGGAAUCCGUAUCCCAGCAGUGCCAGCCACGAUGACCAUCAGCAGCAACUCCAUCAUCAUCAUCACAAUCACCAUCGUCUUUGGAAGACUCAGCGGCAGUCGUGGUCGCCGCGCGACACCAACAACAAUCAUAGCCUCACAAGCAGCAACAGCAACUGCAACUGCAACAGCAGCAACACCUGCAACAGCAUCAGUGCCACCGGCAACACGUUGCAUAGCAUCAAAUUCCACAGACGUCGCAAAUACAAAAAGCUGGCACGAUUGGCGCUAUCAACGCCAGCGAUUCCACUGCAGAUGGAUGUGGAUGUGACCGUGGAUAGGGAGUUCGAUAUGGAGAUGGACACACCUGUGCCGCUCAAGAAUGCGGUGUGCCACGGCAGCAUCAGUUCUCCAUCCACGCCCGGCACCUGUUCCAGUGGCAUCGGAGUGGGCGGUGGCGGCUGCAGCAGCAGCAGCAACAAUAGCAUCAACAGCGGCAGCUACUCCACCGCCUGCACUCCGCCACCACCCACGCAUCACCAUCACUCGCAGCACCAGCAGCUGCAGGGCACGCCCGGAGGAUCUAGUCGGGUCGGGGGAGCAGGAACAGGAGCAGGCGGAGCUGGUGGUGGCAGUGGUGUGCCACCGGCACCACCCAGUGCCGGAUCCUCGGGCCACAAGAACAGUCUCAAGGGCACCAAGUUGGCGCGCCGGGCGCGCUCUUUUAAGGACGACCUCAUCGAGAAGAUUUCCCUGAUGCGAACCACCAACAAUACACUGGGUCGCUCCCACUCGCCGCACAGUCCGCGCACCAAGCACGGCUCAAAGGCACCGCCCACCACCGAGGAGGUGCUCCGAUCCACCCAAACGCUGGAGACGCACGUCAAGGACAUCUCGAAUGCCCUGAAGCACUUCCGGGAUGUCAUACUCAAGAAGAAGCUGGAGGUGUUGCCGGGCAACGGAACGGUCAUUCUGGAAACCAUAGCCAGCAUGUACUCCGUGAUCCAAACCUACACCCUGAAUGAAAACAGUGCCAUCAUGAGCUCCGCCACGCAGCAGGUUUACCAGAGCCUGGGCAAGCUCAUCAAGCUCUGCGACGAGGUGAUGCUCUCCGAGGACAGCGGCGAGUGUGCCUCCCUGAGCAACGAGAAUGUGCGGGAAGUCAUUGAUCUUCUGGAGGAUGCUGUGCGGAAUCUCGUUACGCUGGCGCAGGGCAAGCUGAAGGAGCAGGAUCAGUGCGCCUUUCGCUACAGUGGAUCUGGCCUGGGCGGCAUUGGAGCGGCGGCGGAGAUCAUGGGUGCGGUCACCGCCUCGCCGGGAGUGAGUGUUCCCGGUGCUGGAGUCAUGCGCGUUUCGGCCGCCGAAUCAGCUGCCCAGCGCACUUCGUUGCCGGACAUAGCGCUCACGCCCAAGGAGCGCGACAUACUGGAGCAGCACAAUGUGAACCCGAUGCGCGGCUCCCACAGCACCGAAAGUAUCCUGCGCGACACGAGUCCACCGCCGAAGCCACCGCUACCCAAUAGGGCCAGUAACCCGCCGCCGUUGCCACCCAAGCGACGCAGCCAGCCGGGCGCAUCAGCUGGUGCAGUGGGCGUGGGCUGCUCAUCGUCGACAUCCACUUCCAAUCAGGCCAGUCCGCUGCCCUACGCCCAGUCCCAUAAUAUCAGUCUGAACUCGGACCUGGACUGCAGUUCCAAUAUCUCGCUGCUGAAUUAUGGCGUGGAUCGCCUAUCCGUGCGGUCACGGUCACCGGAUGAGAAUAGUCAGUGCUCCUUUGACUCGGCGUUGAAUCACUCACGCGAGGAGGAGGACCACCAACAGCAACAGCAGCACCUGAGGUCGUUUCCAAAGUUGGCAGCGAUGAUGGACGAAGACAUGGACAAGAUGGUCAGCUACAGUGAGUAUUGCCGCAAGGCUUCGCCACUCCCCUCACUCUGCUCAACUCGAGUGGUGGCACCCCCAAUCAACGAAUCCCGUACAGAAUCCACCGGUUACGCAGGCGCCGCAAUCGACGACAAAACGCAGACACCACUUUCGACUGGUGGUGGUGUAGCUGGUGUUACUGGUGGAACUGGAGGAGCAGCCGAAGGUGCAGCUGCUGCAGCGUCUGGUGGCAGGGAAACUAACAGCAAUCGCCUCUCAAACGAAUCGGGUUUCGUGUCGAUGCGUGAGUUUCGCACUUGCACACAGACGGCGGACUACAGUGUCCAGUCCUCCACGAAGUCGUCCAGCAGCAAUUCGGAGAUUGCGUUUAGCAUCAGUGAGUCGACGGCGGUCGGCAGCAGCAGCGAAUACCAGCAGAUUAGCCAGUCGGUGUCGCACAGCCAGCGUCAUAUAUCCUCGAGCAGUAGUAGCUGCACCACCACGACCACCAGCAGCAGCACAACCACCGGCUAUGGCAGCAGCGAACUGGAGCAGCAGCAGCAGACGACGACGCCGGCCGAUCUGGCGCCCGCCCUGCCGCCAAAGAGCAUCCAACGGAGCAGCCUAACCCGCCACGAGUCGCCCGGAGUUGGCGAUGAGCUGGACGAGGCGCAGUCCUCCUCCGGCUGGGCCAGCCACCGGAGCAGCCAGUCGGAGGUGGCCGAGCUGCGUCAGCUGUCGCCGCUCCAUCACCUCAAUCACCAUCCGCACACUGCGUCCGCCGGCCAGCUGCAGCAGUGGCACUCCAAGCACCACAGCCUGAUCGAGGGACCCCGCCUCCAGCUGGCGGGGAGUGGCAGCUGCAGUGCGUUCGAUCAGCGCCACUUGGACCAGGAGCCACCGCCGCUGCCCAUGAAAAAGAAGCACAUGUUUCAAAGUGUGGCCUUUUCGGUUCUGGCGUAUAUGGAAAUCUGCUCGGCGUCCACGCGAUCCAUUGAGCAGCACCGGCACACGAUGCACGCCUGCAACAUAAGUCGCAACAUCUCGCACAGCCAGACCAUGAACAUUAUGCCCAUGAGCAAGGAACUGUCGCCGGAGCUCGAGAUGCCACCUGCCCUGCCGCCAAAGAACUACAAGCAGCGCAAGGCGACAAGCAUGGUAGCCUCACCCACGCUACAGCCCAUCAUUGUGACCACGCCGCCGCCGAGUCCGAAGCCGACGCUGGGCGAGAAUGGGUCGACGGGCAGGCCGGACAGCCGGAUGGCCACCGUAUGCGAGGAGCUGAACGAUGCAGUGGCCAGCGAGGAUGCGAUGCCGGAGCCACGUUCUCCCGUGCUGGACAGCAAUGAGAAUGUGAGCGCCGUCGAUGAUGGACAGACCUUCUAUUUUCACUCACAUCAGCUGCCCGUCGCCGAUUUGGAGAUGAGCGAGGACACGAGCAGUGCCGACAACCAGCCAUUAACCACGCCCCAAGUGCUCGAGGAGCAGGAGGAGCCAACGGCGGAGUCCCGGCCACUGGUCGCUGUGCACGAGUCGGUUAAGCCAGAGAACGCCGACGAGGAUGAGGAGGCGGAGCGAGCAGAUAUGCUGAUCAACAUGCUGGAGGAGGUCAACAUCACACGGUACCUGAUACUCAAGAAGAGAGAGGAGGACGGGCCCGAGGUGAAGGGCGGCUACAUCGACGCCCUAAUCGUGCACGCCAGCCGCGUCCAGAAGGUCGCCGACAAUGCAUUCUGCGAGGCCUUCAUCACCACCUUUCGCACCUUCAUCCAGCCGAUCGACGUGAUCGAGAAGCUGACCCAUCGCUACACAUACUUCUUCUGUCAAGUGCAGGACAACAAGCAGAAGGCCGCCAAGGAGACCUUUGCGCUGCUGGUCCGAGUGGUCAACGAUUUAACGUCGACGGAUCUUACCAGCCAGCUGUUGAGCCUGCUGGUCGAGUUCGUCUAUCAGUUGGUUUGCUCUGGACAAUUGUACUUGGCCAAGUUGCUGCGCAACAAGUUCGUGGAGAAGGUAACGCUGUACAAGGAGCCCAAGUUGGGCGGAGCCGGUUGUGUCGGCGGAGCAGGAAUCGCCAGCAGUGGUGGAUCCAGUGGUGCAGCUAGUGGUGGUAACCAGCCUAGCCUGCUCGACCUCAAGUCCCUGGAGAUUGCCGAACAGAUGACGCUGCUGGAUGCGGAGCUGUUCACGAAGAUCGAGAUACCCGAAGUAUUACUAUUUGCCAAAGAUCAGUGCGAGGAGAAGUCGCCCAACCUUAACAAGUUCACCGAGCACUUCAACAAGAUGUCCUACUGGGCGCGCUCCAAAAUUCUGCGCCUGCAGGAUGCCAAGGAGCGGGAGAAGCACGUGAACAAGUUUAUCAAAAUCAUGAAGCAUCUACGCAAGAUGAACAACUACAACUCGUAUCUGGCGCUGUUGUCGGCCCUCGAUUCGGGUCCCAUAAGAAGAUUGGAGUGGCAAAAAGGCAUCACCGAGGAGGUGCGAGCCUUCUGCGCCCUCAUCGAUUCCAGCUCCAGUUUUCGCGCCUAUCGACAGGCGCUGGCCGAAACUAAUCCGCCCUGCAUACCCUACAUCGGCCUAAUUCUGCAGGAUCUAACGUUUGUGCAUGUGGGCAACCAGGACUACCUGUCCAAGGGCGUUAUUAACUUCUCCAAGCGCUGGCAGCAGUACAACAUAAUUGACAACAUGAAACGUUUUAAGAAAUGUGCCUAUCCAUUUCGACGCAACGAGCGCAUUAUACGCUUCUUUGAUAACUUCAAGGACUUUAUGGGCGAGGAGGAGAUGUGGCAGAUAUCGGAGAAGAUCAAGCCGCGUGGACGCCGCCCCGUUAACUAUUAGUCUUCAAGCAGCAACAGCAAAACACCAAUAUUAUAUAUGAUAAAGUAUAUACACCGUAUUAAUUAAACAGUGCAAACGGUUGCCACGUCUAGGAGAAGGAUCAUCAUCGGGAGCAGCCAACAACUAUUCUAAUGGGUCUGAGCAAUAAUGUUCGCUAUUCUCUGUCUAUAUAUAUACAAUUAUACAAGAUAUCUAGCUGUAAUUACCAGCCGAUGCCGGAGCGGAAAUACAUAUACAUACUUAUUUAAGAUGUAGCGAUUCAGAUACGGAUACGGAUACACGUAGCCGCGUACAAAUAACGAGCCGAUCUGUAGUUUAACUAUUAAGCUCUGUGAGUCAUUGGGUCGAUGGACCCAACCUCAGCUAACUCCCCACCAAUAUUCGAAUCCGAAUCCCUGUCGACGAGUCCCCAAACUUUUUCCCGGACUUUUGCCAGCACUAGAACACCAAACUAACUAACUAACUAACUAACUUACCACCAGAGACAACCAAUCAAGAAAUCAGCAAUCUUCGCUUUUGUUUUGAGAUCUCUUUUUUACACAAGAACACAACGAAUUUUGAACGCAAGCUACGUGAACGUAGAGGCCAACCGACAAACUAUAUUCGACGAUAUAUGUAGCGAUAUCUCGGACUAUAAAUCGAUGCAAUCCACGAGCAGAACACCAAGCGACCCCUAGCACAAAGCGCGUUAUAUGCAAUUCUCUCUCCAAACAACCAAUAUUAAAUACCCGUGUGUGUGUAUGUGUGUUAGAAGUUAUUGAAAUUGAAAUUGAACUCAAAAUCAAAAUCCGAUUUCAGAGUGCACGAAACAGAAAACAGAAGGCGGUAUCUAUCGAUCAAAUCAAUCAAUCAAUGAAAUCAAUCAAAAAUUCAUUUUGCGACUCAAUUAAUUGAAGAAACUUUUAAAGUUACAAAACAAAAAAAAAAACAAAAAAUACGAAAAAGGAAAAACAAAAAAGGAGAGAAACCUGUGGGAGAGAUUAACUAAAUUCAAUUUGCUUUUAAAUGUACGACUAACAUUAAAAAUAUUUAUGGGCAUGUAAUAAUAGUUCUAAAUAACGCUUUGACUUCUCCUUUCAAUUCUGUGAGGAAUAAAUUUAUUGAUAUUGCGUGUAAAAAUAUUAAUCAUGAGAAGAAAUCUGAAGCAGAGUUAAAACUGAAUGAAAUCGACCUCAAGUUGUUUUUACUAAGCAAUACUCUGUCUCGUCUGAGAAUAAUGUCUUCUUAUUUAGAAAUGGGAAACAGAAAAAAAGGCUGCUUACUUGAAGAAUUUAAUUCCCGAUCACCAAUAGCCAUUUUACUAAACAAAAAGAAAAGUCAAUUUUAAUUUGUGUUGAGUGAAUUCGGUCUUCUUUUUGCUGCUGCUUCCGCUGCCGCUGGUGCAUCAAUUGUGUUUACUAAGCUAACGAACCUAAGGACAACAAUUUAUUCUUGUUUUUUUUUCACCUAUUUUUAAAUUAAAUAUUUUGUAUAUGUAGAGAAAAUUUUCAAUUGUAAAUGUAUUUGUAUUUAAAUGUUAUGUGUGUAUUCAUAAGAAUGAAAAUAGCUACCACAAUCAAUGUAUUUUUCCUUUA